This is a messenger RNA of Pelobates fuscus (common spadefoot toad), 538 nucleotides long. It is a transcript of the gene MIF, whose product is annotated as macrophage migration inhibitory factor. Gene Ontology annotation, molecular function: phenylpyruvate tautomerase activity; cytokine activity. NCBI's taxonomy places the organism in Eukaryota, Metazoa, Chordata, Amphibia, Anura, Pelobatidae. The record is from RefSeq and is a predicted model, not a curated record. The transcript has 3 exons. Bases 80 to 427 code for a protein of 115 amino acids.
UGCUGGGGUCCCACGUGUUCGGCGCCUUCCUCUGUCCCAGCCCGCAUUGUCUGAGUGUCCCUCCUAGCUGACGGUCAUCAUGCCUACAUUUGUCCUCAGUACCAACGUCUGCCGGGAUGCCAUCCCCGAGAACCUGCUCGCCGAUCUCACCAGCCAGCUGGCCAAGGCUACGGGAAAACCUGCAGAGUACAUUGCUGUGCACAUUGUGCCCGACCAAAUGAUGAGUUUUGGAGGAUCAACAGACCCAUGUGCUCUCUGUAGCCUGCACAGCAUUGGCAAGAUUGGGGGAACUUUAAACAAGACCUACACCAAACUGCUGUCUGAUGUACUUAGCAAACAGCUCCACAUAUCUGCUGACAGGUGCUACAUCAAUUUCUAUGAUUUAAAUGCUGCAAAUGUGGGCUGGAAUGGUUCUACCUUUGCCUAAUGAUGAUGAUCCUUGGGGAGGCAGAAGCUUGUAUCCUGUUUCCCAGAAUCCUGUAAAGCACUUACGGUUAAACAUUCCUUACUGAAUAAAAUAUGUAUGUGAAACCUUAAA